AUGUUCAAUUCAGGAGAGUGGGCACACUCUGCCAACUCCCUGUUGACCUCUGUUACGUCCACCAAUGACUACCUGGACGAGUCUUUGGCUUCUGUUCUCGUUGCCAAGUCCCAAAGUCUUCGCUCUCAGCAAGGAUCUAUCUAUGCCCUUGUUUUGGUUGCAGGCUUGAACUUACGGGUUCAACUUGGUGAAGUGGAUGGAACAAUGCCAUGGGAGAUAGCCAAUGUCUUUAGGUGGCCAGUUGAAUCUACUGUUAGUGGACAGCUGGUGAUUAGUAGAAUCAUCCCAACUAUUUCUAGCUUACGCCAAAACCUGCCACUGAACAUGAACUGCAUGUUCGCACCUGGCGUGCUCAGUUAUGAUGGCCUUCCUGCCAAUAUUGAUUGCACCAAUUUUGAGGCUUCUGAUCAAUUUUUUAAGGCUAUCUGA
Serpula lacrymans var. lacrymans S7.9 is the source of this 429-nucleotide messenger RNA. RefSeq lists its product as uncharacterized. The record is from RefSeq and is a predicted model, not a curated record. The transcript has 5 exons. The coding region runs from base 1 to 429 and encodes 142 amino acids. Lineage: Eukaryota; Fungi; Basidiomycota; Agaricomycetes; Boletales; Serpulaceae.